AUGAUAUUUAAACCUGAAAGCAAAAUCAAAGAGUUAAAAAAGAGUAGGAAAGAUAUUGAUGCUGAAAAUAUUAAGCAUGAUAUUGAUAUUUAUGAGUUUAAAAAGUUAAAGCCAAACGAAAUAAAAAAAUUGAAUAGUGAACAACUUAACGAAUAUUUGAGAAGAAAACUGAAAGACACUAAAAAUAUUAAUAAACAUGUAAAUACUAUUACAGUUAAUCAAGAAGUUGGUGGUUCAAAUUUUCUUGAUCUGACGCGAGAUGAUCUUUUAAGUAUUAAAAUACCUCUUAGACCAAUCAAAGAUAUCGAAAAAGUAAUUAAUAAAAUUAAAAGAGAACAAUCUGAUACUAGUGAUAUAAGCAAUUUAAAAAGUUCAAUUGAAUACAUUAAGGAUAAAUUAAAAGAUAUAUAUGAAUUGAUAGCACGUUAUUAA
This is a messenger RNA of Rhizophagus irregularis DAOM 181602=DAOM 197198, 432 nucleotides long. Lineage: Eukaryota; Fungi; Glomeromycota; Glomeromycetes; Glomerales; Glomeraceae. The record is from RefSeq and is a predicted model, not a curated record.